Siniperca chuatsi (mandarin fish) is the source of this 5741-nucleotide messenger RNA. It is a transcript of the gene gpr155b, whose product is annotated as G protein-coupled receptor 155b. Gene Ontology annotation, cellular component: membrane. Gene Ontology annotation, biological process: intracellular signal transduction; transmembrane transport; G protein-coupled receptor signaling pathway. The record is from RefSeq and is a predicted model, not a curated record. Bases 187 to 3078 code for a protein of 963 amino acids. Gene Ontology annotation, molecular function: G protein-coupled receptor activity. The transcript has 20 exons. NCBI's taxonomy places the organism in Eukaryota, Metazoa, Chordata, Actinopteri, Centrarchiformes, Sinipercidae.
GGCGUUGCCAAUCGAGGCAGCUGUCAGAUUCAGAAGCAGAGCUUCUCGGACAAACGGCAGAAACACGGGCUUGUUCAAACAACAAGACAGAUGAAUCUCGUUCAUUUCUGAGCAGAGUAAGUAACAGGGAGUGCUGAUAUUCCCCAGCCAUCACCUGACCACUCUGAUCCCCAUCCCAUCAUCACCAUGGAGACCACCAACAACUACGUGCUGAUCCAUGGGAAGAACAUAUCCCAAAACACCCUGGCUGGCUCUGCUGUGGUGCCCCACAUGUCCAUCGACAAGCUUUUCCCGGCUCUCCUUGAGUGCUUUGGGAUCAUAUUGUGUGGCUACAUAGCUGGCAGGGCAGAUAUCAUCACAGAGAGCCAGGCAAAGGGUUUGGGGAACUUUGUGUCCAAGUUUGCUCUUCCAGCUCUGCUCUUUAAAAACAUGGUGCUGUUGGACUUUGGAGACGUCAUCUGGGCGUUUCUCUGGAGUGUCCUGAUUGCUAAGGUGACAGUGUUUGUGCUGGUUUGUGUGCUGACUCUAAUGGUAGCCAGUCCAGACAACAGAUACAGCAAGGCUGGCCUGUACGCCAUCUUCGCUACGCAGAGCAAUGACUUCGCCUUAGGAUACCCCAUAGUUGAUGCUUUGUAUCGGAGCACAUAUCCAGAGUACCUCCAGUACAUCUAUCUAGUUGCCCCGGUCUCCCUCAUGCUCCUCAAUCCCAUCGGCUUUGCUCUUUGUGAGGUGCAGAAAUGGAGGCAGGCCAGCCAUUCACAGCACAGCACUCUAACCAUUGUGGGAGUUGUAGUCCUACAGGUGUUGAAAAACCCAGUAGUUUUCAUGGUGAUAGUAGGAAUCAUCGCCCACUUUGCCCUGGGCCAGCGGAUCCCUGCUGUGCUAUCAGAGUUCAUAGAUGGCCUGGCUAACUCUUUUGGAGGGGCGGCCUUGUUUUACCUUGGCCUCACCAUGGUCGGCCAGCUUCGAAAACUAACCAGAGACACUGGAGUUGCCUUGAUUCUCCUCAUCACAGCCAAACUCCUGGUGAUGCCACUGGUCUGUAAAGACAUGGUGGACAUUCUGGAUGUAGGAGUGAACAGCACGAGUGCCAACCACACUAGUUUAUCUAACUUUGCUUUCCUGUAUGGAGUCUUCCCAACGGCACCUAGUGUGGCCAUCUAUGCUGGACACUACAACAUGGAGCUAGAAGUGGUCACAUCAGGGAUGGUAAUCAGUACGUUUCUGUCUGCACCGAUCAUGUAUGUGUCGGCCUGGUUAUUAACAAUCCCUCUAAUGGACCCGACCCCCCUGGUGACAGAACUUGAAAACGUUAGCUUCAACAUCAGCAUCGUAAGCCUUGUAGCACUGGUGUGGACCAUAGUGGUGAUGUUGCUAAGCAGGAAAUUUAACAGACUUCCUCACCUCUUUGCCUUAAAUCUUUUCCUGGCUCAGUUUUUGGUUUGUAUCAGCAUGAUCCUGUGGAACUUCUUUGUGAAACAAGAGGAUAAUCUGAUCGGCAAAAUUCUCACCUUCACUCUGCUCUAUGGGUCUCUGUACAGCACCUACAUUUGGACAGGUUUAAUCCCUCUCUGUCUGGCUCUGACUAACAGAGAUGAUCUGCUGAGACUCCGACCACGAGUUUUCAUAAUUUUCGGUUGGGGGGUUCCCUUCCUGAUGGUCGGAGGUCUUCUGAUAUCAGGAGAGAGGACUGAUACUAUAGACUCUGCCUUCUUCUAUGGCAGAGCUCAGAUAAUCAGCACAGCAGUGGUGCUUGCAGUCAGCCUGAUGCUCGGUGCGAUAUCUCUAAUGGGUCUCAGCCAGGGAAACAGGGAGCAGAGAGGCUACCAGGCCCUGAACAGAGCUGCUGUAACAAGCAUCAAUGAUGAGCUGAGGACCCCUGGUAGCCUCGAGGAUCCACAACAACAACAACAACAACAACAACAACAACAGCCACAGAUGGCAAAUUCUCCUGCCUGCAGCAUCAACUCAGACCUCCACAGUUUCUCUCCUCUCCAGACCUUACCUGACAUGAUAGCCAGCACGCAGAGGGAACACACAAACAGCACAGGCCACAGUGGGGCGCUGUGUGACAUGCAGCAGCAGGGUUCUUCCUCCUCUGAGCAGCCGCUGAACCUGCCACCCCCUGGGCUUCAAACUACCGAUGAUAAACAGACAGUCAGACACGUUCUGCUCUGUCUGCUGCUCAUUGUCAGCCUGCUAGCAAAUCUGUCCAGCUGUCUGUGGUGGUUGUUCAACAAAGAUCCAGGAAGACUUUACCUUGAACUACAGUUCUUCUGUGCCGUGGCAAACUAUGGACAGGGUUUCCUGUCCUUUGGGAUCUUUGGUCUAGACAGACACCUCAUCAUCCUGCCUUUUAAAAAGAGGUUGCUCGGGCUGUGGCAGGGCAGGGACAGUGAGGAUUUGAGUCCCUCAGGUGUACCAGAGGAGGUCAGACUCACCUGUACCCAGUUUGUCCGCUACCACAAAGACCAGUGUGUACAAGAUAUAGUACAUACACGCAGGUUUGGAGGAAGAGGAGGACUGGAGGAGGAGGCUUUGAGACAUUCCCCCUCCCAUCAGCCCCAGUACCUACAUCCGCGUCAGGAUCCUCAGGUGCAGCUAAACCACGAGCCGCAGAAUCUGCACAAGAUUCACCAAACUCAUGAUCCAGCAGAAUCCUGCGGCCAGUAUUUGCCUCCAUCCCGACCCCGGCUUGAGCCUGAGAAUGACCACCUAGCACAUAUUACCAAUGCCGAUAUCCCAGAGGAGCAGAUUUCCCAGCUCCAGUCUAACCAAGCUCGCGACCCAGCUAAUCCUCACCACCUACAUCAGCAUGAUCUUGCUUCGAGCCCACCCCAUCUCCAUCAACAUCCUCAGUUCCAAUUUGAAAGUGUGUUUCAGGGGAGUGACUUGGUGGACUGGCUGGUUGAGCGUGGCCUGUGCACUGGGCGAGCCGAAGCCCAUCUGUAUGGCGUUCGACUUCAGCAGGGAGGAGUGUUAGAUCACCUGACAAGUCAGCACAGCUUCAGAGAUGAACCCACCCUGCUGUACCACUUCACACAGGGGAGAGGGGAGCAAUGGUCCCAGAACAUGUGAGAGGAAGUGAGGAGAAAGGAGGUGGAGGGAGUAAGGUAGGGAGGAGGAGGGGAAGGGGAGAAAGAUGAGACAGAAAAGGAGGAGGUACCAAGCAGCAACCACCAUGGCUGAAUGCCAAAGCAGAAGUGCCUUAUGGUGCAGUUUUUCCAAUGACCACUAGAUACUGGCUCUGGAAAGGCUAAUUUUAUUGAAGUCAAUGAAAUAGACCCACAGUUUCUCUAUAGAAAGUAUUCUCUCCUGGAAGAAUUUAGCUCCUCCACUGCAAAUUUCACCUCUUGUAAUGUGUGUGUCUGUGGCAAUUUGUUCAAAGAUGAUAUUAAAGUGGUCAUAUUAUGCUCAUUUUCAGGUUCAUAAUUUUAUUUUGGGGUUGUACCAGAAUUGAUUGACAUGGUUACAUUUAAAAAAACAAAACACCAUAUUUUUUCUCAAACUGCACAUUCAUAUCUAGGUGUACUUGUGGAAACUGCUCAAUGCGUGCAUUAUGACGCAUGUGACAUAGUGAAGUAGAUACAUUACGGAAAUAAAGGCUGGGCUACUGUCAAGCUGUUUUCAGGUAGUCCAGGAGCAGUGUUUUCUGUGGGUGAGGGAAACUCCCUUUGGUGUGGACUGUGGGCUUUUUCACUUUGCAAACCUAUUACAUGCACAAAAAAGAUAUAUAACACAAUAAAGGAAAAGGGAAAAGCCAAAAAGCAUAAAAUGACCUCUUUAAGUGGUAUAUUUGAAGGUGUGUUUGCUUUGAUUGACAGCCUGUCUUAGGCUAUUCAUGGUAAUUGCCGCUUGCUUGUCCAAGGGGUCGUGGUUGGGGUUGUGGAAAUGGUUAAGAAAGAAUAAGAGGAGAAAAAAGAGGAAACAAGCACUCCCUGCUGUUGCUUCACCUCUCCUGGCUCCAGACCAAGUCUGCUUGCCUCCUUUAAAAAAUAAAUAAAUCAUUUUUUCCCCCCACUGCUCCCCCACUGAACUUUGACCAUAGCUAGAGAUGUGAAAAGUGAUUUUUCUUUACUUCUGGAUUUCUGUGAGCCAGUGAACUUCUUAAUGAAGAUUCACAUUAUUAAUCUGUCCUCAAAUAUCUUAUUAUUUGUAACAUUUGCGUGCAAGUGGUGAGAAGACAAUAAGAACAGACCAUUAAACUGAUAGUACUGUACGAUUGCUCUUAGCCAAUGAGCUGCAGGGCUGCUCACUGAAAGCCAAUGGCGUUCUUGCCUGCUCAUUCUGUUUUAAUGUUUUCUUCUUUUUCAGGUGACAAAAAAUCCUCUUGAAUCUGCCCGUUAUUUCAGUAUUUGAUAUUUUGCACGAUGUGUCUUUUAACCACUCUGGUCUACGUUGACUACUUGCAUGACUCAGAGCAGUACAGACUUCUGCUCCGCACUGAACCUUUUGCACUGACUGAAUAACAUUCUUUACGUUUUUUAAAUUAUGCAACUCACUGGAUAUUUGUCUUGUGCUGAUGCUGCGGAAGAUGUUUGUUAUCUUUGCACUGUGAAAUUGUGUUGCCGCUGUCAAUGUGAAACAUUUGUUUGGGACUGAUUGUGGUCACGUCACUAAAUGGAUUCAUUCAGCCAAGGUGGAAAAUUAGCAGAUGCCUUCCCAGCCAAAUCUGGCACUGGCUUGAUUUAAGAAUUCAGCCCAGGCCAGACAUGAACUCAAGUUAUUUCUUUGCUAGUUUUUUGGGUGCAUGAUCCCAAAUAAAAUGAACUUUCUUAAAACCUCAAGAACAUAGAAGUGUGUAGUUAUGUGAGAAAUUUUAGAAAUUCACCAGAGCCCUUUAUCUAAAACACGUCUGUCCAUUUGAAUUUUUCAUUUUAUCUUGUUACACUUUGUUAAACUUUGAUAAGAGUGAUACAGUCACAAUUACAGUUCUAAACUAGCUUAUAUUGUACACAAAACUGACUUGGAUAAAGUUUGAGUCUAGGUUGUUAGUCAUAACCACACUACUGAACUGUUUACAGAUUGUUUGGCUCCCACUGAGCGACUGGCAGCACUAACUAAACUACAACUAUUGUUUGCCUGUUAAGUUGCUGCUGAUUUGUGAUAUUGUUACUAUGAAGUUUACAGUGUGUUGGCAGGGUUGUAGUAGAUGGAUGGAUAGUGAUAUAUGCACACAUGAGCAGAGACAAAGACCACACUAAUGUCAAACAGAUGCUGUGAUUUGAUGUUUUGUUGCCUUGCUAGUAGUGAGACCCGAGGAUGGCGAGGUCAAUUCAGAGGUUGUUCUCUGAGCAAAAUUCUUAACCAAUUGGUUACGGCUGACCUUUCACCUGAAGCAUAAUGUCCAAAGAAAGGAUAUUCCUCUGUUCUUCUUGAUCCCUUUUCUUAAUCACAAACUAUCUAUGUGCAUAUAUGUCUUAUCUUUGUGUCUUCUGCCAACUGACACAUUGAAAUUCAUGCAAUUCACAUCAGGUCCUUGUGUUUACUGAGUUGUUAAAAUGAGUUGAGUGCCUGCCUAUGCCAACGUGAAGAUGUGUAUGUGUGUGUAUGUGUGCAUGAACUAAAAUGUCUUUGAGUUGUGAUGUGUGUGUCGUAAAGUACUGACAGAGAAGAAGAGAGAUUUUAAUAUUAAGUGUGACUGUGUGUUGUUUUCUUUCAAGUGUGUUGCUGUAAGUCAAUCAGGGUCAAUGACUGUGUCCAUAAGAAAGGCACAAAUAAACUACUGUUUGCAUCCAAAA